AUGGAGUUCAGCCUAUCCACCUUUUACAGUGCCUUUGACGUUCAAAAAGACUAUGAGGUUGAUAACUCCAAUAUCGAUGAUAAGCUUUCCCAUGCAACGCACGCUUUAGCACAUAGCUGGGAAGCCAUCCAUCACAACAGCGAGCUUCUAGAAGAACUCAUAGACAUGGCCCACGGAUUUCAGCAGCUCGAUCCCAAACACAAGAAGCAAGUCAAUUAUCUAAUAUCAUCAUCGCUUACGAAUGCAUCGCGUCAAUGCACACUUAUGAUAGAAGAAGGCGAUUAUGUAGAUAUGCUAGACGUGCUCAAACUGUGCUUGGAAAAGUAUGGCUACCUAAUGUUUGUACUCCUUAAUUAUCUAUCACGAGAAGAUUUCCCCACCAGUACUUCCGCAAGACAAAAGCAAACCUCCGUGCUGUGGAAGAACAAUUGUCAGCAGGUAGACGAUGCAUUAUCGUCCGUGCUGAACUGCUUGCAAUUGGAUCUAUCCAAAAUCUUUGUCACCACUCCCGAGAAAAAUCAAUUCCUAGAUUUGUUUCUUCGACCCGUUUUUCAUCUCAUGGAGCUCCCUGAGAGGAUGAAGGUCAACACCAUUCGGAUAUAUAUGUUUCGUAUCAUUUCCUUUGCAGUCACACGCCAUGGUAGCGAGGAAACAGUUCAAAACUCCGUCAUCCAAUCCUUGACAUACUACCCACAUCUACCACAGUAUAUGGCCGAAUUACUUCAUACUUUAGAGAAGUCAUUCGAUCAUAUCAAGCUCUCAGAAGAUAUACUUCUAGAGAUCAGUCAACUCGAAUUCAAUGCAAACGAUACAAAUGGACCCAAGGCUGUUUCUGAGUUCUUGGUCAAAGUGUCAGAGGUCAGUCCUAGAUUAAUCAUGAGACAAAUGGCCUCCAUUAGCCAAAUUUUGGAUAACACAAACCAAUCGCUUAGAUGCUCGGUUAUUGAAACAUGCGGUAACAUUGUUGUUGAUGCGUUCAAAACACUUCACAGCAGUACAAGCUCUUCAGAAGAUGAACGCGCUGAGAUCAGUAUGAAGCUGAUCGGUAAGUUGUUCUCAUUGCUUAAGCAAAGAACACUCGAUCAGAAUCCAUUUGCCAGAACGAAAGCCCUUCAGGCUAUGGUGAAGGUUUUCAACAACGCCCCCGUGAAGGACUACGUUGUGGCGGCUUUGGAGACCCCCGAUUCGAAAGAUCUUGACGUUGGACCUGCCAACGAAUGGUAUCAAGAAGUCAUGAACGUGGCUGUAACUGGACUCUACGACAGAAGUACUUUGGUGCGUAGAAACGCAAUCAAGCUCCUAUCGAAGAUCUUAAUUGAACACCCUUUUACGUCCCAAGAAGCAUUUCGUAUGCUGUACAGUCGUUGGGAGAGAAAACUUGAUGACCUUAAGGCUGCCAGUCAGCAUGUUGUGCCGGAACGCUACUUCCAAAAGUUCGUGAACCAGAACGACAUUGAUAAGUCAGAGGAGGAGACACCACAAUCGCCUGCGGAGCAAAAUGAAGGAGACGCAAUGGAUGUCGACGGGGAAAACAACGAGAGAGAGAAAGAAACAGGAGAGAAUAUCCUAGAAGAGGAAAAUGCCGAAGUGGAGAAUGAUGCAGACUUUGACAAGGUCAAGAGUUUGAUGAAGCUUUGGGAAUACCACAACUGUGCUUUAGCGCUCAUCAAAAAGCUUGAAAGAGGUGUUGCGAUCACAUCUUCUCUCUUGUUUUCUAAGAACAGAAACGAGGUACUUGAGGCCAUGGAUUUUUUGGUCUGCGCAGACGCCUAUGGAGUUGAGAAUGCAAGUCAAGGUAUAAGGAAAAUGCUCCAUCUUGUUUGGAUGAAGGGAUCUUCAGAUGAAGGUAAAUCCAUUGCUACUCAGCUAGUCGAGUGCUACAAACUUCUAUUUCUUACCACUCCUUCAGACAUCACCGCUCAACAGGCUGCCGAGAUGAAAGCACGUAAUUUGAUCAAGAUCACCAUCAAUGCCACAGUUGCAGACUUAGCAUCCUUGGAAAAGCUCAUGUGCAUGAUCUACGAAGGAAAAUUAAUAGACUGGGCUAUGAUCGAGCUGUUGUGGUACAUCUACAGCAAGGCUGGAUCUAGUGACUCGCGUUACUCGCAAGCUCAGAUCCAUGGUGCUAUCAUUGUUCUAGGUAUGGUGUCCUCGGCCAAUCCAGCUAUCGUCCAAUGUGGUUUGAAGUCUUUGCUCGAGAUUGGGUUGGGCUCGAUUGGUAGGCUGGAUUUGGUUCUUUGCAAGCAUUCGUGUGCAACCUUAUUAAAAAUCGUGCAACCUCUGAAGAAACGAACGACCGAGAGAAUGUUUGCAGAGGAUAGCGAAGCUGCAGACAGGUUGAAGGCCAUCUUGUUAUGUUACACUCCCCAAAGGGAAUGGUUCCCCGUGGCAGAACAAGCGAUUGACGCAAUCUUCCGUAUUAUAACAAAUCCUAUUGUGCUUUGUGACGAUAUCAUAAAGUCGAAGACAAGAGACGUUUUUGUGACCGAAGCAGAGGAGGAUUCAAAAACAUCUUCACUCGCACAACUUCUCUUCAUUGUGGGCCAUGUUGCAAUCAAAACUAUUGAGCACCUUGAGAAGCUUGAGGCCCAGUUUAAGAAAAUGAAGCAUGAUUUAGAAGCGGAAAAGAGCAAUCAAAGGAAGGAGAAUGCUGCUGAAAAUGAGCUUGAAAUGAUUGGUGGCACGUCUGAAGACGACUUCACAGAUGUUGUCGUUUUCAUCAGAGAGACUGAGAUCCUUUUUGGGGAGAAGUCCUUGUUGGCGAAAUUUGGCUCUUUGGUAACCGAGAUCUGUCUGAACAGAAAAGCCUACAACAAUGGAAUACUUCAAAGAUCAGCGGUGCUUUGUCUAUCAAAGUUGAUGUGCGUUUCGUCCAAAUUCUGUGAGGCAAACUUGCCGUUGUUCAUCACAAUCAUGGAAAAAUCUGAGGAUCCGGUGAUCCGUUCUAAUUGUGUACUUGGUCUUGGUGACAUGGCAGUUUGCUUCAACAAUUUGGUGGAUGAGAAUACCGACUUCCUCUAUCGCCGUCUCACCGAUGACCAUCUUAUGGUCCAAAGAACUUGUCUCAUGACUGUUACCUUCUUGAUCUUGGCAGGCCAAGUGAAGGUUAAGGGUCAACUCUCAUCAAUGGCUAAAUGUCUUGAAAACCCAGACCAAGGCAUCAGUGAUAUGUGCCGCUUGUUCUUUACUGAGUUGGCUACAAAGGACAAUGCUAUCUACAAUGCUUUCAUUGAUAUCUUCAGUGGUCUCUCCAAUGAUGACACAUUGUCCAAGGACGCGAUGAAGAGAAUCAUCAAGUUCCUUGUGUUGUACAUUGACAAGGAGAAACACCAGAAGCAACUCUCGGAGAAGCUUUUGGUGCGUUUGAUGAAGUCCGAGACCGAGAAGCAGUGGAACGAUAUCGCCUUUGUUCUCACCACGAUCCCUUACAAGAACGACAACAUCACACAGGCAUUAGAAGCGGGGUACAAAAUGGCGUCAGCCAGAGAGCUGAGUGGGCUCGAUGAGGCAAACGUGAAGAUUCUCGUUUGUACAGCAUUGUCAUUCCCAUUCAGCAUUAUCUUCAAGAGACUCCCCGAUCAAAACUACUCAGCAAAGAACUGGUACAUCAUUGCCGUUUCCUCCUUCUAUGUAUUUGUGAUCUGCGAGCUUGGUUCCGGUUUACGGUCAUUGUUGAUCUCUUCCAUGGGCACGUACUUCAUCACCAGGUACUUAAGAACAAGCUAUAUGCCAUGGAUCAACUUCCUAUUCUUGAUGGGACACUUGCUCUCGACUCAUGUUCUUUUGCAAUUCUUCCAGGAUUACGAUGCCACGGUGAUUGACAUUACUGGUGCUCAGAUGGUGAUGGUGAUGAAGCUCUCGGCCUUUGGUUGGAAUGUGCACGAUGCCACGGUACCUAAGGAGCAAUUGACUCUGUACACCAGAGAAAGAGUGAUCAAGAAGCACCCCAAUCUUUUGCCAUACUUGGGAUAUGUGUUCUUCUACCCCUCUCUUAUGACGGGUCCUGCGUUUGACUACAUCGAUUAUGACAGGUUCAUCCAUUCUACUUUGUUUGACGAUGUCCCAGAGGAAAGGCGUCCAGGAAAGCGCAGAAGAAGAAGAAUUCCUAAGUCCGGUAAGCAGGCAUUUUCAAAGGUCCUCCAGGGUUUGUUCUGGGCUGCGCUUUUUGUCACUAUGCCUAAGUUUGUGUCUUUAGACUAUGCUCUUGACAAGAGCUUUGUUACAGAUAAGUCGUUUGUCUUCCGAAUUUUCUACUUGUGGGUUCUUGGACUUACCUACAGACUCAAGUACUACACUAUCUGGCUGAUCGCAGAGGGCGCGUGUAUUUUGUGUGGUAUUGGCUACAACGGUUACGAUCCAGAUACUGAUCUGUUUAGAUGGGACAGGGUUCAGAACAUCGACCCAUUGGCCUUUGAAACGGGCCAGAACGUGCAUGCUUGUCUAGAAGCCUGGAACAUGAAUACUAACAAGUGGUUGAAACACUAUGUGUAUGUCAGAUUGGCAAGACCUGGGAAGAAACCCGGCUUCAAGAGCACUCUUUGCACAUUCGCCACCAGUGCUGCAUGGCACGGUACUAGACCCGGGUACUACCUUACAUUUGUCAUGGGUGCCUUGUUGCAGACUUUGGGCAAGAUUUACCGUAAGAACAUCCGUCCGAUCUUUUUGGAAGCCGAUGCCAAGACGCCAAAGAGUACCAAAAUCUAUUAUGACAUUGUUUCAUACUUUGUGACACAACUUGCGUUUGGCUUCAUCGUGCAGCCAUUCGUCAUUUUGGACUUGCCGCUCUCGCUUUAUUGCUGGAGUACGGUGUACUUUUACGUCAUCGUUAUUACAGCAUUAACGCUCUUCAUCUUCAAAGGUCCUUUCAAGGUCCCCGUCGUCAAAUUCCUUCAAUCUUAUCAAGCCAGCCAUGUCUUGGCUGAGAAGAAGAAAGAGGAGCACAAACUUUCUCCUGAGGAGACUGAACAGGUUCACCAUACGGUUGGAAAGGUUCUCCAGAGAGAAACCUCUCAUGAAAUGCCUUUGCUUGGACUUCCUUCGAUUGACGAGCUCGAAUCGCUCACCAAAGAGGAACUUGAAGAGGAUGUUCGUGAAAUCCAACUAGCCUGGGAGUCGUUUAAAGACCGCAAAGGAUACGAGAACGACAUCAGGGACUUGAGAGAGGCCUAUAGAAAUUUUACCAACGAGAUCGAAGAGAUCAUCGAGGAACAGAAGCGGACAUUAGAGAAGAAGAAGGAGAAGACGGAGAAGGCGGAAUAA
Molecule: messenger RNA, 5259 nt
Organism: Candidozyma duobushaemuli
Lineage: Eukaryota; Fungi; Ascomycota; Pichiomycetes; Serinales; Metschnikowiaceae
Exons: 2
Coding region: 1-5259 (1752 amino acids)
Biological process (GO): meiotic chromosome condensation; mitotic chromosome condensation
Cellular component (GO): condensed chromosome, centromeric region
Molecular function (GO): histone binding
Source: RefSeq, a predicted model, not a curated record